Chrysochloris asiatica (Cape golden mole) is the source of this 1395-nucleotide messenger RNA. It is a transcript of the gene FUCA1, whose product is annotated as fucosidase, alpha-L- 1, tissue. The coding region runs from base 1 to 1395 and encodes 464 amino acids. The transcript has 8 exons. Lineage: Eukaryota; Metazoa; Chordata; Mammalia; Afrosoricida; Chrysochloridae. Gene Ontology annotation, molecular function: alpha-L-fucosidase activity. Gene Ontology annotation, cellular component: lysosome. Gene Ontology annotation, biological process: glycoside catabolic process; fucose metabolic process. The record is from RefSeq and is a predicted model, not a curated record.
AUGCGGUGGCAGGUAGUUGGUCUCACGCUGUUUCUGCUACUGGUUCUCGGAGCAGCCAAGUCGAGGCACGGAUCUCGGCGGGGACAUAGGACUUAUCGCCGCUACACUCCGGACUGGACGAGUCUGGACGCUCGGCCACUGCCGGCCUGGUACGACGAGGCCAAGUUCGGGGUGUUUGUGCACUGGGGCGUGUACUCGGUGCCGGCCUGGGGCAGCGAGUGGUUCUGGUGGCACUGGAAGGGUGAGCACCAGGUCCUGUACGAGCUCUUCAUGAGGAACAACUACCCGCCCGGCUUCAGCUACGCCGACUUCGGGCCGCAGUUCACGGCCACCUUCUUCGACCCCGAGCACUGGGCCGACCUCUUCCGGGCGGCGGGAGCCAGGUAUGUAGUCCUGACCACAAAGCAUCAUGAAGGCUUCACAAACUGGCCGAGUCCUGUGUCUUGGAACUGGAACUCUCAGGAUGUGGGACCCCAUCGUGAUUUGGUUGGGGAGCUAGGGACAGCUCUCCGGAAGAGGAACAUGAGCUAUGGACUUUAUCAUUCUCUCUUAGAAUGGUUCCAUCCACUCUACUUACUUGACAAGAAGAAUGGCUUCAAGACACAGUAUUUUGUGAGUUCAAAAACAAUGCCAGAGCUAUAUGAUCUUGUGAAUAGGUACAAGCCUGACCUGAUUUGGUCAGAUGGAGAGUGGGAAUGUCCUGACACUUACUGGAACUCCACAAAUUUUCUUGCUUGGCUGUACAAUGAUAGUCCCGUCAAGGAUCGGGUGGUAGUAAAUGACCGGUGGGGUCAAAACUGUUCCUGUCACCAUGGAGGAUUCUACAACUGCCAAGAUAAAUACAUGCCAGGGAGCUUGCCAAAUCAUAAAUGGGAGAUGUGCACCUCCAUCGACAAGUCCUCCUGGGGCUAUCGGCGCAACAUGGUGAUGGCAAGCAUUGCCAGUGAAGAGGAGAUCAUUUCGGAACUGGUUCAGGCAGUAAGUUUGGGUGGCAACUAUCUUCUCAACAUUGGACCUACUAAAGAUGGAGUGAUUGUUCCCAUCUUCCAAGAAAGGCUUCUUGCUGUCGGGAAUUGGCUGAGCAUCAAUGGAGAGGCUAUCUAUGCCUCUAAGCCAUGGCGAGUGCAAGCAGAUAAGAACAGCACAUCUGUCUGGUAUACCUCAAAAGGACCAGAUGUUUAUGCCAUUUUACUGCAGUGGCCAGAAAAUGGAGUCUUAUCACUUGCAUCCCCUACAACGACUUCAACUACAGAGGUAAAGAUGCUAGGACUCAAAGGCAAUCUGAAGUGGUCCAAAGAUCCUGUUCAAGGCCUCCUCAUUUCUUUGCCUCUGUUAGCACCUUCUGAUUUCCCUGUUAAGUAUGCUUGGACUCUCAAGCUGACAGGGGUGGAGUGA